Molecule: messenger RNA, 3109 nt
Organism: Hylaeus volcanicus
Lineage: Eukaryota; Metazoa; Arthropoda; Insecta; Hymenoptera; Colletidae
Exons: 1
Coding region: 2-1741 (579 amino acids)
Source: RefSeq, a predicted model, not a curated record
AAUGUCCCAGCCAACCCUAAACUCCAGCUUCAGUGGCAUCAAUUUCGCUGGAAUGAACCGUGGCACCAGGCUCUCCUACAUGAGCCUUCGAGCAGCAUCAGGGGAUAACAGCGUUAAUGAGGAGAGACUAUCAGCACCGAGUGUGCACGGUGGUAGCUCCAGAGGAAGCUUAACGAUGGAUCAAAGUUCCGCGAGGCUCUCGCAGCCGGAUGUGCGACGGUUCACGUUGCGACACGAGGCCCCGGCGAAGAGGGAACGUCUUUCUCAGCCAACUCUGAUGAGUGGCGAUUAUCAGCCUGGUCGUGGACAACAGAGACUAUCUCAACCUUGUCUAAGUACAGGGAAAGAGCUCAAUCUGCCCACGAUGGUGUUCCAUUCGCCCUCGCCGCCGCCAAUCAAGCACAAAAGAUUCUCUCCAGCCAUACACGCCAGUCAAAGGGACAGACUAUCACAGCUGGACUUUGGUGCUAAAUAUAGAAACUUCAAAGAGUCCGCCACGACGAAAUUUAACCGUGACAGGUUCUCGAUACCGGAGCUGGAGACGCAGAACGAUCUCAAGCUGAUAGCUGGCACGCCCAAGCAGAGGUUCAGCCUGGACAGCCAGCUGACGCGAAGCCAGGAUGUAACACGGUCCAGAUUGCUACCUAUCGCUAGUUCACCCAUCAGCGAACACCAGCAGACUAAGCUGGACGAGCCAACUGGGAUCCCUGGAUGUAUGCUCAAGAGUCCAACAAAAGAAGGCCUUGGAAGCGUGCUCGUGGCAACCGCCACUCCAAUAUUACCUGCGUAUGAGAGACAAUUACUAUCCUCCGAGUUGCUUUCGAUCAAGAAGAGCAUUGGAACAGGCUCGACCGCGAGCAAACUCCCCCCAAUCUCACCUAUUCACACCAGAGAGAGGAUGUCGGUGCCAGAGAUAAGGAACUCGAGUCUACGCCGAUUGCUCGAUCCUCCGACCAGACAAAGGCACAGCAUCACGGGCAACCUGAGACAGAGCAUCAUCACGCCGCUCAAGCCACUCGACUUUGGCAAGAAAUCGCCGAAGCAUCUGUUCGAGGAAGCUCUGGAGAGAUUCAGGAGGGACGAGAAAGAGGAGAACCGCAAGAAUGAGAUGUCUAACUCUGAGACCAUCGUCGACAUUGUCGACGGGCCCAAACAUAUACAGAAACACUAUUCGUACACUUACGAGAACACUGACGAGAGCUCCACGCUGCUCAGGAAGAUAAGCGUGUCCGCGAUACCGAAGAAGAAGUAUUUAGAAAGCAAUUUCGACGAGAACGAGCAGGUGAUCACGACUGUGAUCGAGACAGACGUGCCCAUGAUAAUGGCCAGUCCAAAAUAUACUAAGAAAUCGUCCUAUUCGAGCGACACUCCUAAGUGGAUCAGGAAGUACUUGGAGAACGAAAGUCCAAAGGUGGGGAGGAAAACAACUAUUAACAAGAAGGAGAGCAGGAGGAACAGUCGAAGGAAAAGCUCGUUGGAGUCGAUGGAAGGUGAUAAGGUUUCAGAUAAGGUUCGCUCCAAGUCGGUUGGUAGCAGCGAUAGAAACCCUAUGGUGAAGAACACCGUUCUGCAGUCUGAGUCGAAGAACAUGAAGAACACCUACGUGAGGAUCGUAUCCUCUAGCAACGCCGUGCGCGAAAACAAGUACGAGGUGAAGGUGGAGAACAAUUGGACCGAUGGAAAUGGAUUGUACGACAACGAGUGCGAGGACACCGACUCCGACGAUUCCACGUCCAUUUAAAUUAAAAGAAUGAUAUACCUAGGGUCAACUGAACAAAGGGAUGUGAAAUAAAAAUGCGAGGAAACAAAAAUAAACGCUUACAACAGAGUUAAAUUACAUUUACGAAUUGAUGCAAGGGAUUUAAAAAAAAAAAUAAAAAGAAUUUUUAGAUUCUGUACUUAAACCGCUCGAAUUUAAACUGUAACCUGAAACAGACAAAAUCGGUGGCUGAUACUGAAUGCUUUUAUUUAGUUCAAACAUUCGUUGAAAGAGAACAUAGAAAAAAGGAGGAACAAUACCGAAUACGGACCACGCAUUAUGAGAUAACUCGACCAGCCUAAACACACAUCUUGAGAGCGAAAUAAGUUAACGAGCUUCAACUAAAAUAUUUUCUCAUAGACUUGUAUAUAUCGUGAACUCGACACAGAGAUUUCGAAAAACAGAGAGUACAUAUAUAUAACAGGUUGUUCCAUUCUUCAUGAACUCGCGUAUCUCUAUUGUAACCUUGAAGAUUACUUUCAGUAAUAGCAGAGAUCGUUUAGUUGCUCGUGAUAAAUGAACCUGUAUAUAUUUAUAACGAGGACCUCUGAAUCUCGACGCAUUAUAUUAAUUUAAAUCGAGCUAGGAAACGUUGACUUUUACCAAAGUAAAACUAAGGUAUCGUGUAAAUAAUCGAAUUAUAUUCGCUUGUACUAGCAUCGCUAAAUGUUUACUAUGAGUAUAGUUAGCAAAUUUUGGAAGAGGACAGGAAUAUAAAUUUCUAGUUUACUUCCAUUAUAAUUUUUGAACAUUUACUGCUGUGGAUGAAAAGUCAGAUAUGUUUUAGCUAUGUUAUCAGCGUAUAAAAAAAACAUUAGCCAAAUAUUCCACUGAUUGCCAUGAUUUUACAGUAAUAUAUGUUAAAAAAUUAUUUUCUUUCGAUACUAGUCAUCAAUGAGAUUCAUGUGUAAAUACAGACACCGUCUCAAACACCUACUAACGAUUGUUGCAUAGCAUUAAUAUGGUUUCAAUUCUUAUCAGAGAAUAAUUAUAAGCAUCUGUCGAGACGAUAAUGCCAUUCGAAUAGUCUUCUAGAAAAAGAGAAACUUUGUACUCUCCUAUGCAAUUAUACUACCAAAGACUCAUUUGUCACAUAAAUAUUAUAUUAUAUUAUAUAACGACAUUAUAAUGCUAUGAUAUUAUAACAUUGGGACAUAAUCAGUGUAAUGUUAUGAUAUCGUAAAUUGAGUAUGAAUGUAAUGUUGAGGUUAUGAUUGUGAAACUUAGUUACCAUUUAUCGUUAGCUUAAAAAAAAAAGAUAGUUCUUUAUGUAUAUCAUUUAAUAUAAAAGAAGUUAUAUAUUAAAAUGUAAUCAACAUGAAAAGUAUAUAAAGUGUAUUUAAUUUUUAA